AUACAACACUUCCUGAAGUGACACACUGUGAAAAGUCUCAAAUCUGUGAAGAUGGACAUCUCGAGUAAAGCAGCCACACAACCUGUGAGCAGAGAAGAGAAGAGAAUAGUGCUGUUGGGAUCACACACAGAUGCCAAAGCUUCCUGUGGAAACAUCAUCCUGGGACAGGAGGUCUUCUCAGAAUCACAAGCAGAAAGAUACUCUGGUAGAGUGUUUAAUAGACGUCUGAUGGUCAUCAACACUCCUAAUCUGAAUGAUCUGGCUUUGUUUUCUGACGAACAUGACAUGAGAAGAUGUUUUCACAUGGUGUAUCCUGGUCCUCAUGCACUUCUUCUGGUUCUCAAGCCCGGCACAUUUACAUAUCACGAGAGAGACACUCUCAAGCUCAUUAACAUCAUUUUUGGUGCAGGUGCAUCAGAGUUUGUGAUUGUCGUAUUCAUGCAUGAAGACGAUUUGGAGUAUGUGAGUGUUAUUGACUCAACAGACAAUGAUGAAAUGGCAGAAGAGUCUCUGUCACACACCUGUAAAUGGCCAAAGCAUCAUCUAAAGAAAAAAGGAAAUCAAACACAGGUGGAGAAACUUCUAGAGAGCAUCGAGAAUAUGGUGGAGGAAAAUGGAGGUCAUUACUUAAAGAUUCCCGAGGAAAAGGAAACAAGACCAACUGGAGAAAAAAACACAGUUAACCAAACAUCAACCAAUCAGUCUCUGGGUGGACGUACAUAUACAGAUGUUUAUACAGUUAAUUUACGGCCCGUCUCCAAGAAUAAUCUCCUCUGUGACCAGUCCACAACAGCACGGCUUGAGUCAAAACCCAGAAAGUUGGAGCGAUCAAAUUCUACUGCAUGCAUGGAAAAAAGCCCAGACGGUAUCAGGAUUGUGUUGACUGGAAAAACUGGAGUGGGUAAAAGUGCAACAGGAAAUACUAUUCUGGGACAAAAAGUGUUUCAGUCACGAGCCAGAAUGUUUUCUGUGACAAAGCGAUGCCAGAGAGAAAAAGGAGAAAUCUUUGGACGAACAGUGACUGUGGUGGACACACCGGGACUUUUCGAUACAACCCUGGGCAAUGAAGAGAUCCAACAGGAGAUCAUGAGAUGUACUGAGCUUUCUGCUCCUGGACCUCAUGUGUUUCUGCUAGUCAUUGCUGUCGGCCCAUUCACACAAGAAGAGAGAGAAACUCUUCAACUCAUUCAGAUGACAUUUGGAAAGAAAGCCCACAGCUUCACUUUAGUGUUAUUCACACGAGGAGACAACCUUGGAGAUGAAAGCAUUGAAAACUACGUCCAGGAAGGUGAUCCACAAGUCAAGAAGCUCAUCGAUGAGUGUGGAGGAAGAUAUCAUGUGUUUAAUAAUAAAGAUAAAGACACCAAUCAGGUCUUCGGUUUAUUGAAGAAGAUUGAUAUGAUGUUAUGGAAAAAUGAUGCAAGUUUCUACAAUAACAAAAUGUUUCAGGAGGCCGAGAAAGCUCUCAGACUCAUUCAGCUGAAAAAAGAGAAAGAGUCAGAGAUCAAACAAGAGAUGGAGGCCAUUAAAGCUAAACAUGAGUCUGAAAUUCAAAAAAUUAAAGACAAGCUAGAGGAGGAAAAAGCAAAACGGAAAGUUAGAGAUAUUCUGCUCAUGGAGAAACAGUGGAGGAAUCUUCAUGAUGGAAGAAACAGAGAAGAGAGAGCAACAGCAAAUCCUGAACAAAUGCAAUAUGAACUUAUUUCUGAAGCCCCAUCUGAGAUAAAAGGGAAUGUUGAUGAAUAUUCUAAAACAGAUUUAGACAAAGAAAGAGAACCUGAAACACCACAAGGAGCAACAGGAGGAGAAACAGACCAACACAAAAAGAAACAAAACAAAUGGAGUGGUUUUGGAUCACUCAAAAAACUGAAAAGAAAACAAAGGGAAAAGAAUGAAAGGAGAGCACAUGAAAAUAAAGCGAUUGACGAAGAUAAGACAGAAGGAAUAGCACAUAGAGUAACUGAUCAGAUCAGCAAAGAUUCCGACUCUUUUAACCAAGAAAGACUCGAGAUGAACUCAGAAGACAAGACUGACACAAAGAAAGAAAAAGAAAACAUUGAUGUGCCCAAUAUACCUGAAGAGGUGAAGGACACAAAUAAAAAUAUGCUUCUGCUUCAGCAAUAUAAGGAUAUGGAGGAAUGCAGACAGAGGAUGGAGGAAAUCAAGAAAAGAUACAAAGAGAUUGAGGCUAUCAAUGCUGCAGAACUCAAGAAAAUGAAACAAAGGCAUGCCGAUAACAUUGCUGCCUGGGAAAGAAGACACGGGAAAAAAUGUGUUCUUCAGUAACCAUCACUCCUUUCCAGAUCUGUAUAUUCACUGAACCUAUAAAACACAAAACUCCUUAAUACAUUUAGCUUAAGUCAGUACUAGUAAGUAAACACACCUGACAGAGAUUAAAUAUAUUUAACCCUCUAAUGCACAGCAUUGGUCUAAAAAGAACAAACUGAGUUUUUACUUUUCUAUCCCCUCCAAAAAAAUUAUAAUGUAUGUAUUUCUCAAUUAACUUGUUUUUGAUCAACACAAAUCCAUAUUUUCCUUUCUUACUUUUUGAAAAAAGGGUAAAACUACC
This is a messenger RNA of Triplophysa dalaica, 2569 nucleotides long. RefSeq names its product GTPase IMAP family member 8-like. The coding region runs from base 52 to 2286 and encodes 744 amino acids. The record is from RefSeq and is a predicted model, not a curated record. The transcript is spliced from 6 exons. Lineage: Eukaryota; Metazoa; Chordata; Actinopteri; Cypriniformes; Nemacheilidae. Gene Ontology annotation, molecular function: GTP binding.